This is a messenger RNA of Phragmites australis (common reed), 3055 nucleotides long. Its product is annotated as putative receptor protein kinase ZmPK1. Gene Ontology annotation, molecular function: ATP binding; protein serine/threonine kinase activity. The transcript has a single exon. The record is from RefSeq and is a predicted model, not a curated record. NCBI's taxonomy places the organism in Eukaryota, Viridiplantae, Streptophyta, Magnoliopsida, Poales, Poaceae. Gene Ontology annotation, biological process: recognition of pollen; protein phosphorylation. Bases 198 to 2639 code for a protein of 813 amino acids.
UAGCGAAGUCUGAUUUGGAUUGGCUGUGAAAGACAGCCAUAGAUUUCAGAACCAGUGUUCGUGCAGAAACAAAACUGUAACAAGUUGAACCCCUAGCGCACCGAAUUUGACUAGGAAUGAUGUUUUGAUUUCUGGAUUGAGAUACAUAUUAGGUACAGCACCAGAUACAAGUAGUUGUGCAGUCAUCGCCGGAAACCAUGUCUGCAACAAUGGUUCCUUCUCUUUCAAUUCUCCUUGCUACGGCUUCCAUCCUCUCUUUCUUUGCUCUAUUUCCAAGAGCUGCAUCUCGUGACAUUCUACCAUUGGGUUCUUCUCUCACUGUCGAAGCCUACCAAACCAACAUCCUGCAAUCAUCGGAUGGCACUUUCUCCUGUGGCUUCUACAGCGUCUACACCAAUGCCUUCACGUUCUCAAUAUGGUACUCAAAGGCAGCCAACAAGACCAUGGUCUGGAGCGCGAACCCUAACCGUCCUGUCCAUGCCAGGAGGUCCGCUGUAACCUUGCAGAAGGAUGGCAACAUGGUCCUUACAGACUAUGAUAGCACAGUCGUGUGGAAGGCUGAUGGUAACUUCACAAACGUUCGACAUGCUCAGCUGUUGAACACUGGGAAUCUCAUCAUCAAGGACUCGAGUGGCAGCACCCUAUGGCAAAGUUUUGAUUCACCAACAGACACUUUCCUACCAACUCAGCAUAUCACUGCUACUGCAAAGUUAGUCCCUACAACUCAAUCACAUAGUCCUGGUAACUACAUCUUCCGUUUCAGCGAUCUUUCAAUACUAUCACUUAUAUAUGAUGUUCCCAAAGUUUCGGAUAUAUACUGGCCAGACCCUGAUCAAAAUAUCUACCAGGAUGGAAGAAACCAGUAUAAUAGUACUAGGUUGGGAGUCCUUGAUAAUAGUGGGAUGCUUGCAUCGAGUGAUUUUGCUGAUGGUCAACCACUUGUGGCCUCUGAUGCAGGGCCAAACAUUAAGAGACGGCUAACUCUUGACCCUGAUGGUAAUCUCCGUCUGUAUAGCUUGAAUGACUCAGAUGGGUCAUGGUCAGUUUCAAUGCAAGCUAUGUCCCAACCUUGCAAUAUUCAUGGUUCAUGUGGACCUAAUGGAAUCUGCCAUUACUCACCUCAACCUACAUGUUCAUGCCCACCAGGUUAUGUGAUGAGCAACCAAGGUAAUUGGACUGAAGGUUGUACAUCUAUUGUCAACAUAACAUGUGAUCAUCAUGACCAUGAAUCUAUGAAGUUUGUGAAGCUUCCGAAUACGGAUUUUUGGGGGUCUGAUCAGCAGCAUCUUCUGUCAGUUUCUUUUCAGACCUGUAGGAACAUUUGCAUCCAUGACUGCACCUGUAAAGGCUUUCAAUAUCAGGAAGGUACAGGAUCAUGCUAUCCAAAAGCUUAUCUUUUCAGUGGAAGAACUUACCCAACACCUGAUGUACGAACAAUAUAUCUCAAGCUUCCAACAAGCGUGAAUAUUUCAAGUGUCCUUAUUCCUCGUUCCAAUGUGUUUGAUUCUGUGCCACAUCAGCUUGACUGUGCUCAGAUGAACAAAAGCAUCAUAGAACCAUUUCCAGAUGUACAUAAGACCGGUGGAGGAGAAUCAAAGUGGUUUUACUUCUAUGGGUUCAUAGCUGCAUUUUUUGUUGUUGAAACAUCCUUUAUUACAUUUGCAUGGUUCUUUGUUUUAAGAAGGGAGCUUAGGCCAUCAGAAUUAUGGGCAGCUGAGGAAGGUUACAAAGUAAUGACUAGUAAUUUUCGAAGAUAUAGUUACAGAGAACUUGUCAAGGCGACUAGUAAUCUUAAAGUUGAGCUAGGAAGGGGAGGCUCAGGCACAGUGUACAAAGGUGUCCUGGAAGAUGAUAGGCCAGUGGCUGUGAAGAAGCUGGAAAAUAUAAAGCAAGGCAAGGAAGAGUUUCAAGCUGAGCUGAGCAUCAUUGGGAAGAUUAACCACAUGAAUCUUGUGAGGAUAUGGGGUUUUUGUUCAGAAGGAUCUCAUAGGUUGUUGGUUUCUGAAUAUGUUGAGAAUGGAUCACUAGCUAACAUUUUGUUCAAUGAAAAAAACAAUAUUGUGUUGGAUUGGAAGGGAAGGUUCAAUAUCGCAUUAGGUGUUGCGAAAGGACUAGCGUAUCUUCACCAUGAGUGCUUAGAGUGGGUCAUCCAUUGCGAUGUGAAACCUGAGAACAUACUCUUGGACCAAAAUUUUGAGCCUAAGAUCACAGACUUUGGGUUGGCGAAGUUACUAAACAGAAGGGGGUCCAACCAGAAUGUAUCCCAUGUAAGAGGAACACUAGGUUACAUUGCCCCUGAGUGGGUUUCCGGUCUCCCAAUCACAGCAAAAGUAGAUGUAUACAGUUAUGGGGUUGUGAUUCUUGAACUUUUGUCAGGCACUAGAGUUACAGAGUUGGUUGAAGGUUCAGAUGAAGUGUAUAAUAUGCUUAGGAAGCUUGUCAGGAUGCUUGCUGAUAAAUUGCAAGGGGAGGAACAUUCAUGGAUCGACGGGCUUUUGGAUUCAAAAUUGAAUCGUCCAAUCAACUGUGUGCAAGCAAGAACACUAAUCAAAUUGGCAGUUUCCUGCUUGGAGGAAGACAGAGGCAGAAGACCAACUAUGGAAUCCAUAGUCCAGACCCUCCUAUCAGUUGAUGAUUGAACAGCCAAAUUAACCAUAUGCAAGCUACUACAUCGAUUAACUUGGCAAUUUCCUUCUUGGUGGAAGAUACAAGCAAAAUAUCAACUAUGAAACUUAUAGUCCAGGCCGCCCUAUCAUUUGAUAAAGGUAGUAAUAAGUAGUAUAUUUUCAAUAUAGCAUGUAUUUUGAGUGUCUACACUGAUGUACAAUUAUUUCUAGAGACGUGUAUCGUGGUUUGUAAAUAUACAGCAUGUAUUUGAACUUGGAUCUAACAAUAAGCUAGUUACAGUAGUGAGAACUGAAUCAACAACAGUUGUGGAGCACUGGAGCUAAAGUUUGCUUCCUAAUCUAGCUGUUGUGUACACACAAUAGAGAAAAAUCAUGUUCCUCGCAAUGGUUUCAAAUGUCGCGUCAAUACUAAAAUGUGACUUUGCUUU